AUGGGGGCAGAGAUUCCAAACUUGACUCUUCGGCGCAGAGCAUGGUGCCAUGCUGCCCGCGGCACCGACCACGGCGCGCCAGCGUUCACCACCUCACCUCACCUCGCCUCGCAGGAAGUGACCACCGUGCCGACGAGCCCCAUUGCCGGGCAGAAGCCCGGCACGUCCGGCCUGCGGCAGAAGACAAAGACGUUCAUGUCGGAGCACUACCUGGAGAAUUUUGUGCAGUCUACGCUCGACGCUCUGGUGGCCGAGGGCGUCCCGGUCAAGGGCGGCACGCUG
Molecule: messenger RNA, 282 nt
Organism: Emiliania huxleyi CCMP1516
Lineage: Eukaryota; Haptophyta; Isochrysidales; Noelaerhabdaceae
Exons: 1
Biological process (GO): carbohydrate metabolic process
Cellular component (GO): cytosol
Molecular function (GO): phosphoglucomutase activity
Source: RefSeq, a predicted model, not a curated record